AUGUUCACGGAAACCCUGAAUACGAUGCAGUAUAAUAUCACCAGGGUGGUCUCGGAGACGAUGCCCACAGCCACUGUGCCUCUCUUGCUAGUCAUGGGCUUCAUUCUGUUAAUGUUGACUUACGAAGAAACCUCAUCGAUCCCAGGGCCUGGCUAUUGUAUGGGAAUUGGGCCCCUUAUUUCUCAUGGGAGAUUCCUAUGGAUGGGAGUGGGCAGUGCCUGCAAUUACUACAACAAGAUGUAUGGUGAAUUCAUGAGAGUCUGGAUCAAUGGAGAAGAGACCCUCAUUAUUAGCAAAUCUUCAAGUAUGUUCCACGUCAUGAAACACGGGCACUACAUCUCUAGGUUUGGAAGCAAACUUGGCUUGAAGUGCAUUGGCAUGCAUGAAAACGGCAUCAUAUUUAACAAUAACCCAGUUCUCUGGAAAGAAAUCCGACCCUUCUUUACUAAAGCCCUGUCAGGCCCGGGUCUUGCACGGAUGAUCGCCAUUUGCGUCAAGUCAACGAACGAACACCUGAAUCGGCUCGAUGAAGCCACCGCCAAGUUCAGGUACAUCAACAGCCUGAAUCUUAUGAGGUGUAUCAUGCUGGACACGUCCAACAAACUUUUCCUUGGGAUUCCUCUUGACGAAAAUGUCGUCGUGCUUAAAAUCCAAAGCUACUUCAAUGCUUGGCAGGCGCUUCUGCUGAAACCAGACAUCUUCUUUAAGAUUUCCUGGCUGUACAAGAAAUACGAGUCAUCCGCGAAGGAUUUGAAAGAAGUGAUAGAAAUCUUAAUAGAGCAGAAACGACAGAAUCUUUCCAGAGUUGACAAACUGGAGGAGCACAUGGAUUUUGCUUCGCAGCUGAUUUUUGCACAGAGCCGUGGGGAACUAACUGGUGAGAAUGUAAACCAGUGUGUUUUGGAGAUGCUAAUAGCUGCUCCUGAUACUCUCUCAGUGACUCUGUUCUUCAUGCUGGUGUUGAUUGCAGAACACCCUCAAGUGGAAAAGGCAAUGAUGAAGGAAAUACAGACUGUGAUGGGUGAUAGAGACGUCCAAAGCGGUGACAUGCCAAAACUCAAAGUGGUUGAGAAUUUUAUUCUUGAGAGCAUGAGAUACCAGCCUGUUGUGGAUUUGGUCAUGCGUAAAGCCUUGCAAGAUGACAUCAUUGAUGGCUAUCCUGUGAAGAAAGGGACCAACAUCAUUCUCAACAUCGGGCGCAUGCAUAAGCUUGAGUUCUUCCCUAAACCAAAUGAAUUCUCACUUGACAAUUUUGAGAAGAGUGUCCCCCAUCGAUACUUUCAACCUUUUGGAUUUGGACCCCGUGGCUGCGUUGGGAAGUUUAUUGCCAUGGUCAUGAUGAAAUCAAUCCUGGUGACUCUUCUGAGGAGGUGCAGCAUCCAGACACUAAAAGGCGAAGGUCUUAACAACAUUAAAAAAAACAAUGAUUUGUCUUUGCAUCCAAAUGAAAGGCAGCCACUGCUGGAGAUGCGUUUCACGCCAAGAAAUAAUAUGGAGAAGAGUUAUCAUGAUGAAUAA
Elgaria multicarinata webbii is the source of this 1518-nucleotide messenger RNA. RefSeq names its product aromatase. Gene Ontology annotation, biological process: response to estradiol; female gonad development. The record is from RefSeq and is a predicted model, not a curated record. Bases 1 to 1518 code for a protein of 505 amino acids. The transcript is spliced from 9 exons. Gene Ontology annotation, cellular component: endoplasmic reticulum. Gene Ontology annotation, molecular function: iron ion binding; heme binding; aromatase activity. Lineage: Eukaryota; Metazoa; Chordata; Lepidosauria; Squamata; Anguidae.